AUGGGAGGGCCUUCAAACCCUGUUUCAGAGGUGGACUCUGCGCCAGUCGCACCACCACCACUACAGAUGGGUUUUGAUAACCCAAUACCUUCUUACGCCGGUACAGUGGCGUAUAAGCCUUUUGAGCAACCAGGCCAUUCUGGCUACAACUACUACAAUGCCCCUGAUGUUCACCCAUAUCUUGUAGCGGCAAACUACAAUGCUCUUCAUCUUGAGGGGCCCUACGGAGCCCCUUAUCAGACUGGAUACCCAGCUUAUGGGUAUCAAUACCCGCCACCUCCUCAACCUCUGCAGCAGCAGCAGCCGCAGCCACCACAGAUCCAGCCGCCACAACAGCAGGAGAUUCUUCAGAGGUUGAGCCAGGUGGAGCGAGAAGUUCAGGAGGAGCGUAGAAGCCACCGGGGAUUCCUUAAGGGUUUGGCAAAUAUAAUCAAGGGGAAGAACAAAAGGGAUCAUUGA
Molecule: messenger RNA, 459 nt
Organism: Helianthus annuus (common sunflower)
Lineage: Eukaryota; Viridiplantae; Streptophyta; Magnoliopsida; Asterales; Asteraceae
Product: protein SRC2 homolog
Exons: 1
Coding region: 1-459 (152 amino acids)
Source: RefSeq, a predicted model, not a curated record